GAGCAGCACCAUGCAGCUGAAUUUCAGUGGCCUUCGGGCCCUGGUGACAGGAGCAGGAAAAGGGAUUGGACGGGACACGGUGAAGGCCCUUCAUGCCUCAGGAGCCAGAGUGGUGGCCGUGAGCCGCACCAACGCCGACCUGGUCAGCCUCUCCAAGGAGUGCCCCGGGAUAAAGCCUGUGUGCGUGGACCUGGGUGACUGGGAGGCCACGGAGAAGGCUCUGGGCGGUGUGGGCCCCAUGGACUUGCUGGUGAACAAUGCCGCCGUGGCACUGAUGAGGCCCUUCUUGGAGGUCACCAAGGAGGACUUUGACAGGUCCUUCAGUGUGAAUCUGCGGGCUGUGUUCCAGGUGUCCCAGAUCGUGGCCCGGGGCAUGAUCAACCGUGGAGUGCCUGGCUCCAUUGUCAAUGUCUCCAGCAUGGUGGCCCAUGUCCCCUUCCCCAGCCUAGCUGCCUACAGCUCCACCAAGGGUGCAAUGACCACGCUGACCAAAUCCAUGGCCCUGGAGCUGGGACCAUACAAGAUCCGGGUGAACUCCGUGAAUCCAAUGGUGGUGCUGACAGCAAUGGGCCAAAAAGUCUCGGCUGAUCCUGAGUUCUCCCGGAAGCUGAAGGAGCGCCACCCGCUGAAGAAGUUCGCAGAGGUGGAAGACGUGGUCAACAGCAUCCUCUUCCUGCUCAGCGACCGCAGCGCCUCCACCAGCGGGUCAGGUAUCCUGGUGGACGCCGGGUACCUGGCCUCCUAGAGCGCCACGCUCUGGGCGCCAGCGGGAUGGUGCGCGGCGAGCCUGGCCCCGCCUCCACGCCCCGCCGCCUAGCCCUCAGGCCUCCAGGGCCACCAGGCGAACGCUUCUCCGCGUCCUAGGCCACGCCCCCGACGCCAUCCACGCCCACGCCCAGACAACCAUCUGCAGGCCCCGGCCCACGGUUUGGUCCCACCUCCACGACACACUUCGGCAGCGCCCCACCAGCCUGCAAAGCCAUACCUGCCCCACCCUGCCCACCCCCGAACCAGACCACAUUCCUCCACAUCCACACCCAAUGUGUGGAUGCCAGGAGACCCAGUCCCUGUCGAUCCCACCCACUGUGUGGUCCAAUGAGCUAGGGUGGAU
Capra hircus (goat) is the source of this 1111-nucleotide messenger RNA. RefSeq names its product carbonyl reductase [NADPH] 2. The transcript has 8 exons. Gene Ontology annotation, biological process: glucose metabolic process; xylulose metabolic process. The record is from RefSeq and is a predicted model, not a curated record. NCBI's taxonomy places the organism in Eukaryota, Metazoa, Chordata, Mammalia, Artiodactyla, Bovidae. Gene Ontology annotation, molecular function: carbonyl reductase (NADPH) activity; L-xylulose reductase (NADPH) activity. The coding region runs from base 11 to 745 and encodes 244 amino acids.